Messenger RNA from Podarcis raffonei (Aeolian wall lizard), 1819 nucleotides. RefSeq lists its product as uncharacterized. The record is from RefSeq and is a predicted model, not a curated record. NCBI's taxonomy places the organism in Eukaryota, Metazoa, Chordata, Lepidosauria, Squamata, Lacertidae. The coding region runs from base 439 to 933 and encodes 164 amino acids. The transcript has 7 exons.
CUGCUGCUAAUUAGGAGCCAUUUCCCUUCGAUAACGCUCAGCGUGGUUGUCGUCGCAGGCUUUGCCGUUCCCCUCCGCCAAACACCCCUGUCAGGUGGGCCGCCUGGAGCGCUCUUACCAGGGAGUAGACCCCACAGAACACGGGGACUUACUCCUGAGUAAACGCGCGCAGGCUUAAGCUGGGCUCAGUCUCCUACCCCCCCCCCCCACUUAUUUUCGCUCCCUCGGCUCCCCCUCAGCGCGGCGCCCCGAGCAGCCGGGAGCCGAGAGGGAGGCGCCGACCCCGAGCGCCUUUCGCCUCCCGCCAUUUCCCGGAUAUCGGCGCUGGCCCUGUCCCGGCAGGCGGCGGUGCUCCGCGUUGUGGUUCCGGGUUCCCGGAGCGCCUGGGGCCACGACGGCCGCCGGUUGCUGGUCGCCUUCGCCGCCGACGCCGCCGAUAUGGAUAACAGACAUGAAGAGAAAGGUGGGGCACUGUGUGCAACAUCGCAAGAGAAAACAAAAGGAAGAGAGAGAGAGAAGAGGAAGCGAAAACGCAGCAGAAGCAGGUCCACCUCGAUUUCUUCCACCACGUCGUCUAGUUCUUCAACAUCCUCAUCUUCAAGUUCUUCCUCAAGGUCCUCUGCUUCACACAGCAGAAGCAGCUCAAGUAGUAGAGAUUCUCCCAAAUCAAAAUCAAAGAAAAGGAAAAAGGAAAAACAGAACAAAAAGAAGAGAAAAAAAGAUAAGUUGAAGAAAAAGAAAGAAAAGAAGAAAAAGAAAGAAAAGUCAGGUCCUGUACAGCUUUCUAAGUACUUGAAAGAUAAAAAGAAGAAUCAGAACUACAGUAUGAUCACAGGGAAGAAAAUUAAGAUGAAAGUAAAGAAGAGUAAAAAGGAUAAAGAGCGAGAUCGAAACCGCGCUGAACUUCUUGAUUUCUUGAACUCUGCUUUGUAGUGAAUAUGCUACUAAGCAAGGACCAGUAAGUCUGUCAACCUGCUCCUCAAAGCACCAAAUGCAAGCUCAGAGUGAAGGGGUGAAAGCACUUUAUGUGCGAUGAGCUGAAAUUCUCCUGCUGCGAAGAUCCUCCUGUACAACAGUAAAGAACUGAUGGCAACAACUUGCCAAUAAAGAGCCAUAUUGCCGCUCCUGGGGACCCUAAUAAAACUAGGGCGAUUCCUUAAAAAUGCUUUAACGGGAGAUGACAUGGUUGAAUUUUGACCUACUGCGCAUAUCCCAAACUGCAUGCAGAAAACAACUUUACCACUGGCUGUCCUUUGUCUUUUUUCAUGUUAAAGCUGACUAUUUGCAAAUAAGCUCUUUCAAAAAAAGAGUACCUGUAUAUAUAGAAAUUUUUAGUAUUAAAGAUAUUUGUUUGUAAACGACAAAAAUCACCUCUUUCUAAGUAGUGUGUAUUCUAGAGGAAUUAAUACAGUAUACUUUUGAAAACAUUGUUUCAUUGAUAGGAUUUCCUUUUCCUGUUAUUAACAAGCCAAAUGGCAGUUUGUUAACUAGGUGCUAGGCUAUUAAUUAAAAUAUUCUGGCAUAAAUUAACCAUUAUGUGAAUAUUCUGCAACUAGCUUGCGUCCUGGUGUAAUUUAUUAUUUUGUGUUGAUCCCCACUGCUUGCUUUUUUGUAUACUUGCCAUAGUUUAUGUUCUAACCUACAGAGAAAUAUGUAUGUAGGUGCACACUAUGAGAAUCCCCCCGGGCCAUCAACUUCAGUGGAGUUCAGUGGUACGCCCAAUAGAGUUCAGUAGACAAGUGGUCAUGUAAGGUAACUUCACAAUGUACAGACUUCUAUUUUAAAAGAAAACAAAAUAAAAUCUGUUUCUGAAUUUGAA